AUGUCCGGGCGCGGCAAGCAGGGCGGCAAGGCCCGCGCCAAAGCCAGAUCUCGCUCCUUUAGAGCCCAGCUGCAGUUCCCCGUGGGCCGAAUUCAUCGGCUGCUCCGCAAGGGCCACUACGCCGAGCGCAUUGGGGCGGGCGCGCCCGUGUACCUGGCGGCGGUGCUGGAGUACCUGACGGCCGAGAUCUUAGAAUUAGCAGGAAACGCAUCCCGCGACAACAAGAAGACCCGCAUCAUCCCGCGCCACCUGCAGCUGGCCAUCCGCAACGACGAGGAGCUCAACAGGCUACUGGGCGGUGUGACCAUCGCGCAGGGCGGCGUGCUGCCCAACAUCCAACCCGUGUUGUUGCCCAAGAAGACGGGGCCAGACGGCAGCCCCAGUGCAUGAUGGGCCCACGGCUGCGAGGUCACCUGCACAAGCUCCAUCAUGUCUUUCACAAACGCGUCCACCUCAGGGCCUUCCAGCGCUCCCGUUUUACUCUGAAAGAGAAGAGAUUCCAUCACGAAGUAUCAUUUCCUUCCAGCGAAAAGCGGAAGAACAAA
Myotis myotis is the source of this 545-nucleotide messenger RNA. RefSeq names its product histone H2AX-like. The transcript has 2 exons. The record is from RefSeq and is a predicted model, not a curated record. Gene Ontology annotation, molecular function: protein heterodimerization activity; structural constituent of chromatin; DNA binding. Gene Ontology annotation, cellular component: nucleosome. The coding region runs from base 1 to 390 and encodes 129 amino acids. Lineage: Eukaryota; Metazoa; Chordata; Mammalia; Chiroptera; Vespertilionidae.